UUCACUUCACUUCCUCUUCUGGAGUUAUUUAAAGAAACUGCAUCAGAGCUUUUCACUCUCUGUAUUACUUUCACAGGCCGAAAUGGACAGUUCUCAAGGAGGUAAAGCCUAUGGUCUACUCAAGUCUCAACAGGAAGAGAAACUCAACUCUAUCAAUGAGGCAUUUCUCUCAGACCCUCAGUAUGCAGAAGAGGAGGAUCUUAGCUCACAGCUCGAAAUGUUUAAACGGAAAUACAUGGAGUUUGAUCUUAACGACAAAGGAGACAUAGAUAUAAUGGGCUUAAAACGAAUGCUGGAAAAACUUGGACUGGCUAAGACUCACUUAGAGCUGAAAAAAAUGAUGUCAGAGGUGGUUGGAGGGAAAUCGAAAGACACCAUCAGCUACACUGACUUCCUGAAUAUGAUGCUGGGAAAAAAGCAUGCCAUUCUAAAACUGAUCUUGAUGUUUGAAGGUAUUGGGAAGGAGCAGGAGCCAAAGCAUGUGGGGCCCCCCUGUCGCAAAACCUUUUCAGACCUGCCCUGAAGGAUAUCUCCAUCCCAGCUGGGAAUGACUGUCAUUGUGACUUUUCUCUGUUGGUAGCAGUAAGAAACGUCAAACUUAUCACAAGAUUUGCAGUUUUUUAUGAAUAAAUGUGAUCUGUCUAAAAUGUU
Molecule: messenger RNA, 651 nt
Organism: Labrus bergylta (ballan wrasse)
Lineage: Eukaryota; Metazoa; Chordata; Actinopteri; Labriformes; Labridae
Product: allograft inflammatory factor 1-like
Biological process (GO): ruffle assembly; actin filament bundle assembly
Cellular component (GO): ruffle membrane; actin filament
Molecular function (GO): actin filament binding; calcium ion binding
Source: RefSeq, a predicted model, not a curated record